AGUGACUCACUCCACCAUCUUCCUCCUUCUACUUCAGGGAUUAAUUUUCAUGCAUUACACACUGUUAGGUUGCCGCCAAAUCCGAGUCCCUUCUAUGUACUCAGUCUCUCAUCUGUUCAAAAUCUCAAUUUCUUUCACCUCCGUCAAUGACAGAGGCAAAUCUUUCUCUAACUCUUCUCUUACUUUCGAUAAAACCCACCUUCGUAUUCGAAAUCACUCUCUCACCGUAAUUCCUGAUGAACCCGUUCGGAGGAACGGUGUGAGGCGUAAGGUAAAGGAGUCUGAUGCGGAGCUUAAGAAGAACUGGUUGGCUUCACUAUCUUGCCCUUUGCACGAAAAGACUAGCCUGAUGGAUGGAGGAACGGACCUGAACCACGGCAAUGAGGGUUCGGAGUGGGUCAUUGGAGUUGACCCAGAUGUCUCUGGUGCGGUGGCGCUCCUGAAAUACGAAGAAUCCGGUUGUUCUGCUCAGGUAUUUGACUCUCCACAUGUACAAAUGCUUGUUGGCAAAAGAACUCGAAAGCGCUUAGAUGCCAAAUCUAUUGUUCAGUUGGUUCGUAGUUUUGAUGCGCCUAUUGGUACCACCGCUUAUAUAGAACAAUCAAUUCCAUUUCCAAAUGAUGGGAAGCAGGGUUGGUGGAGCGGAGGAUUUGGGUAUGGGCUAUGGAUUGGGAUCUUAGUCUCCUCUGGAUUUUCUGUUGUUCCAGUGCCAUCUAAUACUUGGAAAGCCAAAUUUGAACUCAAUGGAAGUAGGGCUGCAAAGGAUGAUAGUAGGAGAGUGGCAUCUACCUUUUUUCCAUCACUGAGUUCGCUAUUGGGAAGGAAAAAGGAUCAUGGAAGGGCUGAGGCUCUACUAAUUGCUGCAUAUGGCAUGGGCCAGAUGCGUGAGUUGGAUUUAUCAUGCCAUUCCAUUUUGGAGAAAACGGAAACCUGACAAUGACAGUAAAGUGUUUUGCUGGACUUGUUUCUUGUUGCACGGCAAUUACCUGAAAGGGCACGACGAAUGAAUUUAUAUGUGACUGACGCUGUCUAUUUUUUCGAAGUUGGAGCUUCGGCAUCUGUUGAAUAUUUAUAAAGACGUGUAAAUGGCAGGUAUUCAGUAUAUACUCUUCUGAAAUUUGUAUCUCUCUCAAGCAUAUUAACAUGAUAUAAUGAUGUUGAAGGACAUCUGACCAUUGGCGGAAUUCUGAUACAUUUGGAAGGACCAAGUCUCUCUGGUCCUUAAUCUCUCCUCAUUCAUUCCGCUACAUUCCAGUUGGAUAGAGAUUUCAUUGAAAUGUCGAGGAUUAGCCAACUUGGACGAGAUUAGAAUUUUGUUCUUUCCUUUGCAAUUGCCAAUAUACUCUUCAUUCUCUGAAACGUUGGUCAAUGAACCCAAGAUUCUUAGAAUGUACAUGUAAUUUUUUCUUUGUAAGGAUCAAAAUGAACAUCAAUUUGUCUUCCUUAAGGGUUCCUUUACCCCU
This is a messenger RNA of Neltuma alba, 1463 nucleotides long. Its product is annotated as Holliday junction resolvase MOC1, chloroplastic. The coding region runs from base 50 to 934 and encodes 294 amino acids. The record is from RefSeq and is a predicted model, not a curated record. The transcript has 6 exons. Gene Ontology annotation, molecular function: crossover junction DNA endonuclease activity. NCBI's taxonomy places the organism in Eukaryota, Viridiplantae, Streptophyta, Magnoliopsida, Fabales, Fabaceae.